AUGAGCCAGUUCCACCGGAACGGGCGAAUGGUGGGCUUGGCGCUUGUCAUGUGGCAAGUUCACGUCACUCUCUUCGCCAGUUGGGGCAACCGCUUUGAGGCACAACGACGUCCUGCAGAGCGCCGUGCUGCUGACCAAGGAAUGCCCAUGACAGAAACACGCCUCGACGUUUUAUUCCUGAACUUUUUGCUACAUCCUCCAGCAAACAAUCGCUACUUGGCAGAAGUCAACCAAUUCUAUGUCAGUAGGAUUCACACUUUUGGGGGGAACUGUUGGCAACUACGCACCUUGCGAAGCAGCAGCGGUACGCGCCGCAUUGUCCCCAUCAUUGUCAACACGGGCGACUCAGCCUACAACAUGCCAAUCUUCAACGAGCGCGUGCGCAGCUUCUUCUUGCCAGAUUACAACAAGCGCAAGGGCAUGAAAGGUGAUUGGAGGGGACGCAGGACAACGGAUGCUGUCCAAUUCCCGACACCUCUGGGCGAUGGCAUCUCCAUCGCAUCCGGAGAGUGGGACACUGAGCGCGCUGAGGAGAUUUACACACACGAGGAGGGCGUCAUCUACAACCUGGUCGGGCACGAGCUGGCAAAAGUCAUCGAUGAGUGUGACGGCUUGGCCAGAAACCUCAAAGGUCUGGUUGAAGAUGGCAAGUCUCAGUCCUUCAUCCAAGAGUUCCGAGAGGAGGCGGUCAAGCAAACGGCAAAGGGCUUCGCCGCACACGGCGCCACAGUGAGCACCAUUGAGCGCGAGGUGAGCUCCAUGCUGAUGGACGACAUGAUGCCGUGGGAUGGAAACGCCCUCCCA
Messenger RNA from Symbiodinium necroappetens, 804 nucleotides. The record is from the annotation of a GenBank genome assembly. NCBI's taxonomy places the organism in Eukaryota, Dinophyceae, Suessiales, Symbiodiniaceae.